This is a messenger RNA of Sitophilus oryzae (rice weevil), 2512 nucleotides long. Its product is annotated as mutS protein homolog 5-like. The transcript has 13 exons. The record is from RefSeq and is a predicted model, not a curated record. Gene Ontology annotation, molecular function: ATP binding; mismatched DNA binding; ATP-dependent DNA damage sensor activity. Gene Ontology annotation, biological process: chiasma assembly; mismatch repair. Gene Ontology annotation, cellular component: nucleus. The coding region runs from base 136 to 2433 and encodes 765 amino acids. Lineage: Eukaryota; Metazoa; Arthropoda; Insecta; Coleoptera; Curculionidae.
ACACAAACUAUUUAAAAUCUAUUUUUGUAAUGACAAAUCGGUUAAGUUGGGUGAUCAAAUAAUCGGCCGUCUCGAAAUUGCACUACUGUGCUGACUAUAAGGGGCCACCAAAAUUUUUCAAUUGAUCAAGAAACGAUGGAAAAUAUUGCGGAACGCAGUUACGCCAAUUUGUUGUGUUUAUUAUACAGACAUGGAAAACUUGGGGCCGCGUAUUUUAAUUCCGAAGAACAAACGUUGAAUUUGUACGAAGAAAUGUGCGAUACCAAGCCGCAGUAUUUAAGAUCGGCAUCCAUUUUGAGAGAGGUAGCGCCUAAAUACUUGUUGACAUUUGGCAAUUUAACUGAGGAAUAUGUCAAAGCCAUUGUACAUUUUAUUCAGUCUGCUAAUGAAACGGUUGUUACUUCUGACAGUCUUGAAUUGCCUGAGAACGUGUUUUUGACUUCAAUGAACGAUUAUUCGUACGAAGUAUGUAAAACCAUAGUCCAAAAUAUCAAUGUGGCUUCGAAUCAUUUGGAACGAUCAGAUGACGCAAAACAAGAAUUGUAUUUUCACUCUAUAAUUAACUGGGAUCACAGAUUGUCCAUACAGGCCUUGGCAGCAUUGUAUAAAUUUAUAGAAACACAUUCCACCAUGUUCAAUUUUCAGGCGGGCAGUGUAUGCAUCAUGCAUAUUAAUCAAGUUACACUGAAAAAUCACGUGCUAAUAGACAAUGCCAGUUUCAAGACUCUAAAAAUUUUCUGCCAAAAAUCGCACGACGCUGCAUUUAAAAGAGGUGAAGAGUCAAGCUCUCGCGAAGGCUUAAGCAUUUAUAAACUGUUCUUGUCAUCUUGUAAAUCCACUUUGGGGAAAGCUCAUUUAAGGAAUAUUCUGUUAUGUCCAAUCAAUCAAAUCGAGGAGCUCAACAAACGUUUGGACUUCAUAAGUUUUGUUCAGGACCCGAACAAUAGUGAUUUUAUCUCGAAUAUUCACGAUAAUGUUAAACAUUUAACAAAUUUGAACACUUUGAGUGAAAUUUUGGAGAAAAUUUAUAAUGCCAGAGCUAGUAGCAGUAAUUGGAAAACACUUUACGACACUAUGAUGCAUAUUGUUUUUAUCAACGACAUCAGUAAAUCGUACAGGAACAAAAAUACUUUAUUAAAUGAAUUGAACGAAACUGUGACAGAGAAUUUAUAUGGUUUGCAAGACACUAUAAACAAGGCACUGGAUUUUAGUGUUGAUGUCAGACGGGGUAGACCUGCUAUAAAAUUUGGUUUAGAUGAUGAUUUAGACGCAAAGCUGUUACGAAGACAGGAUAUCUCUAAACAUGUCAAUGCAGCUGCUAGAUGUGCUCUAAAUGAUUUACCUCAAUUUGUAAGCGAGUGCAAGGUUGUAUACUUACCGGAAAUGGGCCACCUGGUGGCUAUUAAGGAAUGGGAACCUAACUGCGACCAGUCUGCUUUUCAGGACUUGGGAUACCAAGUUGUGUUUUCUAUUGGAGGUACAAUUCAUUACAAAACUCCUAUUUGUGUAGAAAUGGAUAGAAGACUGGGAGAUAUAAAUGGAGAAAUUAUUGAUCACGAAAAUAGAAUUCUAAGACGUUUGGCGGGAUUUGUACUGAAAUAUAACAGAGAUAUAAGAGAACCUUUAAGACUAAUUGCCCUAAUGGACUGUUUGAUAGCUAUGGCGAAAGUAUCCCAACACAACAAUUACGUUAAACCAACUUUAAACAAGGACAACGUACAAGAACUUGUGAAAUGUCGUCAUCCACUUAUGGAGCGCAUUCUGACCAGUUUUGAACCCAACGAUUACUAUUCUGGGGGUUCCCACUCCCACAUGAAAAUUAUCACAGGUCCGAAUGGCAGUGGAAAGAGCAUCUACUUGAAACAAGUGGUUCUAGUAGUUUAUUUGGCUCACAUUGGCUGUUAUGUACCGGCAGAACGAGCCAACAUUGGCAUGGUACACAGUAUCCAUUGUUGUGGACAAUCUCAAGAGUCUGCUGCAGUAAGACUGUCAUCUUUCAUGAUUGACAUAGCUCAGUCUUCCCAGAUACUUCACUAUGCUGCGCCAAGUUCCUUAAUCUUGUUGGACGAAUUUGGUAAAAGUACCCUGGCUGAAGACGGCAUAGUUUUGCUGGCAAGUUUUUUGAAGAAAUUCCUCAGCCAAAACGAAAUGUGUCCCCAUAUUAUUGUGUCCACGCAUUUCGCAAAACUGGCCACCUUACUACCCGAGAAUAGAUACUUGGAAUAUUACAAAACAGACCAUGCCUUCCGCGACGGCACAUUUUGUUUCUUGUACCAGAUAUCGAAAGGAACUUCAAAGAGUUUUGCCUUUGAAAUCGCCUCAGCUGUUCUAGGCGAUGAUAUCAUCCAACGUGCCAAACAAUAUUAUCAUUGUUUACAAAAUAACGUUCCCAUGGAUCCUCAAAAAUAUCAAUAUUUUAAAAAACCCACCUAAAAUAUUGUCCAAUCUUAAAAAAAUUGAUGUUUUGUAGUCCACCUGUUAAAAUAUGUUGACAGUUAAGUUUUUAGUUUUA